GCCUUUCUUUGGGAAGGCCUCCCUUAGUAGAAGAUGUUGGAGAAGAGCUUGACCCAGCACUGGAUAAUGUUUUGGAAAGAAACAUCAUUAAAACAGGUUCAGCUAACAAGGUGAAAGUUGGUGAUAAGGAAGUAGAAGUUAUGGAUGGCUUCAGACUUUACAUUACUACAAAACUGUCAAAUCCGUGUUACUCUCCUGAAAUCAGUGCUCGAACCUCCAUAAUUGACUUUACUGUGACGAUGAAAGGUCUUGAAAAUCAACUCUUAGGCAGAGUCAUUCUCACAGAGAAACAGGAAUUAGAGAAAGAAAGAACUGAUCUUAUUGAAGAUGUGACUAUGAACAAAAGGAGGAUUAAGGACCUAGAAGAUAACCUUUUGUUCCGACUUACAAGCACUAAAAGUUCUCUGGCAGAUGAUGAGAGUCUACUAAUUGUAUUGACUGACACUAAGAAGACUGCUGAAGAAGUAACAGAGAAACUGCAAACUUCUGCUGAAACUGAAAUACAGAUCAACUCAGCCCGUGAAGAGUAUAGACCUGUUGCAACUCGAGGAAGCAUCUUGUACUUCCUUAUUACUGAGAUGAGCAUGGUCAAUGUCAUGUAUCAGACUUCGCUUCGGCAGUUUUUGUGGCUUUUUGACCGCUCCCUGGCCAGGUCUACCAAGAGCCCUAUAACCAGCAAGAGGAUUACUAAUAUUAUUGAAUAUAUGACAUAUGAAGUGUUCAAAUAUACUGCUCGAGGACUCUAUGAGGAGCAUAAAUUUCUCUUCACAUUAUUGCUUACUUUGAAGAUUGAUAUACAAAGAAACAGAGUGAAGCACGAAGAAUUUCUGACACUUAUUAAAGGUGGUGCUUCUCUAGACCUUAAAGCUUGUCCUCCUAAGCCAGCUAAAUGGAUUCUGGAUAUGACUUGGCUGAACUUGGUGGAGCUCAGUAAACUUGAACAAUUUUCAGAUAUUCUUGAUCAAAUUUCCAGUGAAGAGAAACAGUGGAAAAUCUGGUUUGAUAGUAAGAAUCCCGAAGAAGAAUUGGUUCCCAGUGGCUAUGGUCAAUCUCUGGACUGCUUCAGACAUCUUCUUCUUAUCAGAUCGUGGUGUCCUGACAGGACCAUAGCUCAGGUACUUUUAUAUAGCCAACAUGGUCUAUUUAGGUAUCACUAGAAUAAAUAGUUACCA
Molecule: messenger RNA, 1172 nt
Organism: Pseudopipra pipra
Lineage: Eukaryota; Metazoa; Chordata; Aves; Passeriformes; Pipridae
Product: dynein axonemal heavy chain 5-like
Exons: 7
Coding region: 141-1157 (338 amino acids)
Biological process (GO): microtubule-based movement
Cellular component (GO): dynein complex
Molecular function (GO): dynein intermediate chain binding; minus-end-directed microtubule motor activity; dynein light intermediate chain binding
Source: RefSeq, a predicted model, not a curated record